UAUCUUAUUUUGUCAAUGCUUUCUCUGAUUUGUCACCUUAUCUGUUCCUCAAUUAGACAACAUUGUUUGGGAUUGAAGGAUUAGAGGCAUGAAUAUACUCACUGUGGGAGAGACUAAAAGGUAAAAUUGUAUUCAGGUUCCUAGGAUUCAUAGCCACUAUGCCUCAAGAUUACCUCAAGAUCUCCAUGCCAAGAUCCAGGUCAGAAACUUGUAUCUCCCAGCCUCAAGAUCAGGAUCACAGGUGAGUCUUCCAAUUCUAGAUUGAAGUUCUUUGCAGACACAGUCAAGCUGACAAACCAGGAAUAGCCACCACAACAACAUACACUCCAUGUUAGGCCUGACUUCAAAAGGAAAGUCAUCAGGCCUAAUAAUUGACCAUAACAUGCCCCCACACCUCCAAGUCAUUAGUCCCAGGAACUAGGCCAUAAUCACCAGCUCCAGAAACAAGACCAUAAAAUUCACCAUCCUAAGAACAAUCUGGAGAUAACCACAAGGAUGGGGAAAUAUUUUAGGAUGGGCAAUCUGUGCUGGGCAGCCUUAAAUGGCUUGAGUAUUUCAUCCUAUGGUUAAAUGUUCAUGACACUGGAAUGCAGUCCACUGAGCACCUGAACACAAGCCCCUCAAAAACGAACCCAUGUAAUAUCCUUGGCACCCACCAAUAAAGUUUUAAAUUUCCUAACCCUAGCUAAAAUUCCCCUAGUUCCCUACGAAAAGGCCUGCACGCCUUUUGGGGGGUGGGAGGGGUGUCACCAUUUUUGUAAAUGAUUGAACCCUGUAUGCAGUCUUCUUGAUUUCUCGAAAGUAAAAAUAUUCUCCCCAAAUGCAUAUGUUAGUGUUUGUCUCUAUGCCCUGCUUUCAGACAGUUAUGAGCUGCUUGAUGUGGGUGCUGGGAACCUGGGCCUUCUGCAAGAUUUUGUUUGUUGGUUUUUAUUUUCUUUUUGGUUUGUUGAGAUAAGAGUCUCUGGCUAUCCCAGUGCUCACUAUGUAGACCAGGCUGACCUCUAACUCACUGUGAAUGCCCUCUGCUUCCAGAGUGCUGGUGUGCUACCAUUCCUGGUUCCUUAAGGUUGUUUUUGAUGUUACUAAAGUGGAAUAACUUUCUUAGUUUCUGACUUAAUUAUAUAGAAAUACAUUUGGGUUUUUUUUUUUUUCUUUUAAAAAAAUUUUUUUUUCAACAAUGUCUUGCUCUAUAGCCCAGACUAUCCUCAAGCCGUAACUUCCUGAUUUUUCUCUUUAGAGUGGUAGGAAUAAAGGCAUGUUACCAAACCUGCUUUACUUACUUACGUUUGAGACAGAAUGUCAUGUCACCAAGGCUGACCUUAGUAGAGAAUGCUCUUCCUGCCUCUACAUUCCCCCGGUAGAAUUAUAGACGUGUGCUCUCAUACUUGUCUUCAAACUUAGUUUUUAACUAAUUUAUAUAGAGGGUGCUUUCUCUACAAAUAUGUAACUGAAAGGUAACUUUCAUUCACUGUAGAUGUCUUAAUUAUUUGUAACUGCCAUACCUAGCAAGUGCUGAGUAGAAGUGGCAAGACUGGGCAUCCUGUGCUCUUUUCUCUUUCAGGAAAAAGUCACUUGGAGCAUUACAUAUGAGUAUUUUAAUUUUUUUUUUCUUUUUUUUCGGAGCUGGGGACCGAACCCAGAGCCUUGCGCUCGCUAGGCAAGCGCUCUACCGCUGAGCUAAAUCCCCAACCCCUUAAUUUUUGUAGUUUUGUAACCCUCAGCAAUUCUCAGAUAGAUUUUGUGCUUGUGGUAACAACAGUGGUGUAAGUACCAGCGUUUCUGAAUUCCUGCCCUCUUUACACAGGACAAUCAUACAGCGAUAUGAUUAAUGAACAUCUUUAUUCCUCACCCAGGGAUUUUAUUGAGCCUGGUAUCAAUGUAUAACCCAGAGUCCCCGUAUCAUUUAUGGCAAAAACCUGGUCUGGUCAAAUAGAGCUAUGUAGUAAGACCCUAUCUCAAAAUACACAGAGGUUUUUGGUUUUGUUUUUCAGCUGACCGUAUUAGCAUAAGCCAGUAAUACCAGGCCUCUUAGACUGAGGCCAGUAGGUCAUAAAUACGAAGUCAGCCUCUUCUGUGUAAUGAGUUCUAAGCCAGCUUGUGGUGGGCAUCAUGACUGAAAUUUACUGUUCACUAUGCUGCCAAAGACUAACUGCUAUAAAUCCUGACAAGUCUGUAUUUACAUUCUAUAUUACUGACCUGGAUCAGCAGGUAGGCAGGUUACUGAGAGGAGGGAGGAUGAGGAGAUGAGAAGUAAAGAAGACAGGAAAGCUAAGGUUUAUGCUAAGCAAGUUUAUUAAGAACAACAUCUUAGGAUUUACAGGGGGAAAAUGGGAAACAGUCGUUUGGAAGCUAGUCAAGCAUUGGUGCACACAGAAACACAGGAUAUCGUAAAUGCAUCACAGGCUGAGCACCCAACAAGUUUGAGAGACUGAUAACUCCAGUCUUCUUCAGGGGGAAAAGUCAUGUUCCCAGGAACUGAAACCUUAACUCCAUUGAGGCCCUGGCUCUAACCUGGACCAGACUUUUAUCAAAUCUGCCUCUGGGCCAGGAUAUAGAACUAAAACUAGUUCCCUUUGUAUUUUCAUCAGGACUUCUGGCACAGAACAUAUAUUAGUGGACAAAUACUGUGAUGAGGGUAGCCCAAAUUAGUAACUGAGUGAUUAAAGCAAUUCUGCUUAGUUGGCUGCAGACUUUUUCUUUUCUUUUUUUUUCUUUUUUUUUUUUUUUUUUUUUUUUUACCUCCUGAGACAUUUCAUCAUUUCAAGUUCUGCAAAUCUUAUAAAGUUAUCAUGGAAAUCCUGGGGUUAUUCUUGUCACUCAUUAGCUGCUCCAAGUUCUUCUUGCUGAUAACCAAACCCUUGGUAACCUAGUAAUGAAUGGAAAUAAUCAACUCUGCUUGAUUAGUCAUGGUUUCCCGUGGUCUCCUGAUGCAAAGAAAGUACCCUGUAUGACUUCUGGAUUGCAGUGUGACUCUGAACAGAUGGCAGGGUCUGUCAUACCCUGUUUAUUGUGCUGACAAGAAGAUGGACCAUUGGCCCUUUCCAUCAUUAACUCCAUCAUUAACUCCAGCCUUCAGUUUGUAAGGUCUAGGCUUUCCUUCCCAGGUUCACAAAAAGCCUGUGUUGAAGUUCUUGUAAACAGUUAACUGAGCAGGAUUUGAAUUAACUAGCAAAGAUGCUGGAGUGUGGCCCGUGUGACCUAUAAAUAACAGGGAAACUAUCCCAUCAAGGUAUCUCUUUGAAACCAUUUGGGCCUAUUAACAGGAAUUAUUUAGUUCUUCAUAAGGAGGUCUGUCUACCCCAAGAGGCACAAUCGGCUUGUUCCUCAUAAGGAAUGAUACUUAAAAUUUUUGUAUGUCUAACUCAGUUUUGUAUUUCAUUAGAGUCAGUGUGUCUGCCUGCCUGUCUCUCGUAUGUUUGAUAAAGGGUAACUCAGGGUGGCUCUGAACUUUGAUUCUCCUGUCUCCAUCUCCCAAGGUCUGAGAUUACAUGUGGUAAGUCUUGCAGGAGUGUUUCUUAUGCUUCCCUACAGCAUGUUAACUUAUUAUGUAUACUUGGAGGUAGUUGUUAGGACCUUAUAGAUAUUUAAGACCAUCAGCUUAUUAGCCAUCCAUGGUGGUGUAUGCCUUUGAUCCCAGCACCUUAGGGAGGAUUCUACCACUUGGAUAAGAGUAUUUCUUUGAGUUUGAGACUGGCCUCAGCUACAGAAUGAGACCCUCUUUCAAAAGAAAGUAGUUCUUUCAGGGAUAGAAAGAUGGCUCAGCAGUUAAGGGCAGUUGCUGCACGUCUGGAGGACCUGAGUUUGGUUUCCAGCAUCCAUAUUGAACAGCUCUGCACCUCUAACUGAAGGGGCUCUCACAUCUCCCUCUGACCUGAGGCCCCCUGCACAUGUAUUGCAUAGGCACAAACACAAAUAAUAUAUAUCUGUUUAAAAUAGUCUUUACCUCUCUAGUGGUAAUAAAUUGGGAUAAAUACUAAAACAAGACACUGGGCAGAAUUCCAAGAAUGAUAUUUUACUUCUGUAUAUGUUCUCUGCAAAGUUUAAUUCCAGUGAUGGGGUAGGAGUAUAGUCAUAAUGGGUAGGUACAACACUGAGUAAAACUACAGCGCCUUGUAUAUAUGUAGUCUGUUGUUAGCUGAGAUGUUGUCUAGUCUGUGACAUUAAGUUAUCUGAUUGAGUGGCCCAUGCUUCUGAAUAGAAUUUGUAUUGUAGUUGAAUUCUUUUUUUAAAAAAAAAGCGAACUAACAGUUGCCAUAGUGAUUUACUAUUAUUAAUGACUGCUCCAGCUUAGGUCACUGCUUGCAUACCUUGUGAGAACUGUGGAAGUGCUAAACUCAGAACCACAAGAAUCAGACUUACACAGCCACAGGUUGUUCUUCUGCCUCCCUAGUUCCUGUUGACAGGACCUUACAACCUUCCUCUUCAUCCAGGUAUAAGAAUGGCCCACUUCCAAGCUGGCUUUUCAGUAGCCCAUGUUUUGACUGAUUAAUAGAAUCUUUACCUCCUUUUCUGAACUAUUGUGGAACCAUGCCUCCUGUGUUUGACCAUUGAGCUACUGGCGCCACCGGGGUACUAAGAGCUGUACAUAGUCCUGGGGGAUUUAACAAAAGUCACAGACUCGGGUUAUUUGUCAAGAGAGAAUGCCAAAGCUUUACUGAGGUUCACACAAUAUGUACACCAAGUCCACCGGAAAACCCGGGAAGCACAGUGGAAAAACAAGUUUACGGUCUCAGGAUAAAAACAGGAACAUGGAAAUGACUCAAGACCUUGUCGUUUGGUGGUUUUAACCAUAGCUGCUACAUUGUGUGCUACAAUACAGCCUUGGCCAAUUGCUAGCGGAGCAACUCAUCCCACAGGUGUUGGGGCUGGGCCCAACAAUUGAGUCUCGUUCUCAGCUCUAGGUCUAAAACUCCUUGAGGUACCAAAAUCAGAUGAUGCUUACAUUUGUAUUUUGUAAGUUCGGCUUAUUCUCCUGGGUACCUCACAUCAUUUCUAGGUUAUUUAAAAUGGCUUAAUACAAAGUAAGUACUAUGUAGACUGUUGUUAUGCAGUAGUGUUCAGGGAUUAGAAACAUGACAGAAUGAGCACCAACACGGUUUAUCUUGUUUUUAAUCUUUGAUUAAACUUACAGUUUGUAUAUGAUUGUAUUUUAUUGUCUGAUUAUGACCAAGUUAAUGCAGAUAAAUUAACCAAGUGCCACUGCCAGUAGAGAGCUGCUUGACUUUGUUAAUAAGGGUUCAGCACAAUUAUUUCUUGUUCUCUGUUCCUGUUUUUCUUGACAGGAUCUUGCUGUGUAGGCAAAGCUGGCCCCAAAACUGUGACCCUCUUUCUCCAACCUCUGAUGCUGGGAUUACAGGUGUGCACUGCUUUGACCACCUGUAGUGUUGGAAUAUACACAUUUCUGAAAGAUUUAUGACAUUCAAAACCACAGACUUUACAAUACUGCUAAGCCAGAUCAACUAUGAGUUGGAAUGCAAAACCAGAGAAUGCUGUUGCCAAACCCCCAAAGUUUUCUAAAACGCAGUCAUCUAUAUUACAACAGUUUUUAAUGACUUCUACAACUUCUCAAAGUUCUUUUAGCUAUCCUGCCCAUAACCAAGAAGCAUGCAUGUAUUCCAGUAACUCAAAUUCAGUUUCCCAGCCACUUCUGAGCGGCAGAAAUUAUAUGACUCCUCAGACUCAGAUCUCUGUUUCUAACAUGCCUAGUAGGACAAUUGUGACCUCACAGUCUUCAAUGGAAGGAGUUGUAUGUACAAAUGUUAAAGGGCCCCAACAACCAAACCACAAUUUGCAGACAGUGUCUUCAGGAGUUAUGCAGAAUGUCUGGUUUGGCUCAUCCGUGAAGAAUUUUAUGCCUUCCCAUACAGAAGCAACCAUAUCCCAUAAUCCUGAUGGAAGGACUAAUAUGCCUUACAUGCAAACACCACAGAGUCAGCUCGUCACAUCAGAUACCUAUUCUAUGCAACUGCAAAUGGUUCCUUUUAAUUCUGGAAAAGUUCCUGUAGCGUAUCAAGGAAAUCAGGGACUCAAUCACUUCAUACCAGAUCAGCUGGCUGACUGGACACAGUAUACAUCCAGUGAACUAACUUAUCCAGAAUACAGGCCACCUCUGAAGCAAUACUCCCGCAUACUGCCAGCCACUACAUCAUUACAAGUUAAAAAUAAUCCGCUUCCAACUUACACACAGGCCUUACAGUCAAAGCAUUCUGCACCUUUGUCUUCACAUCCAUAUGCUGCAGAAACCAGCAAAAGACUCUCUGCCCUUCCUUACAGCUGUAGAUAUGGAAGCCAACAUGUACAAAAUACUCAGCCUGUUUCUAAACACUUGCCUAUGGAAGUCCCUCAGAGUCCAGAAGUGCACUCAUCUGAAAAAAAGCAAGAUUCUUACAGAGGCUUUAAACAGCAGUGGCAGAACCCCAAUGAAUCAUUCACCAUUGGAAAAUUCUCUGAUUUGAAAAUAAAUGCCAAGCAGUCUUAUAGUGACACUGUUAGAUCUUCUGGGGAUGGUGUUCAGGCGCUUGUUCAAAAUAAUCAAGAGAAAAGAAAAUAUCCCUACAGUCCAAGUACAAAUCAAGUAAUAGACACAAAUGCCACAAAAGAAAAACUGGCGAGGGAUAUUAAAUCACUAGUAGAAAUAAAAAAGAAGUUUACAGAACUUGCAAGAAAAAUUAAAAUUAAUAAAAGUCUUUUGAUGGCAGCUGGUUGUAGUAAAACAGCCAAUACUUCUUAUACUGAACCAAUUCAGCAUUCUGAAUUUUCAGCAAAAGAAAUGUCUGCUAAAAAUGGCAACGACUGCUCCAUGGAAUUGCUAGCAACAUGCCUUUCUCUUUGGAAAAACCAACCUCCAAAAACCACAGAAGAAAAUGUCCCAAAACCUUUAGAAGAAAAACAGUGUAACACCUCACGAAUCAGUACAACGGUAGUUGGCAGUUCACAUCCCACAAACGAAGUUCACGUUAAGAGUUUUUGUUCUGGUGUUGGGAAUUCUCAGAAACUGCUGAGCUCAUCACAAACAAUAUUGUCAGUUCUCACUCCGAGUGGUGAGUCUUCAGGUGUAGCUGUUGGAAAAGGAACAGAGCUUCAGAUUGCUGUGGUGUCACCUUUAGUUCUUGCAGAUACUAAUCCCUUACCUGGAAAAGAGUUAGCGCCUGAAGUUUUACCAGAACCGCCGUAUCCAGUUGUUAAGGAAGGUAGUAUUUGUAGCUUACAACACCAACAGGCAGAAACUGCUGCUUUACCUUUUCACAUUACAGGAGUAGUAGCAGAUAGUAACCUGUCAGUGGAGAUGUCUCUGCCUGCUCAAAAGGAAAAGCAGCAUAAACCAACACAGGGUGAUCCAGACAUAGCUGAUCAUGGUUUAGGAAAACUUUCUCCCCUGGGUACCGAAGCUGUGCCUAACUCUGUGGAUAGCACCACAGUGAGUGGACCCAUGUUACAGAUUGAAAGUAUCUGUUCUCUUGCAGAAGGGGAUGUAUCUUACAAUUCCCAGAUAGCAGAGAUAUUCAACUCUGUACAAAAUGAGCCCGAGAAACCUUCACCUAAUCAGGUAAUUAAUAAUCAACAAGAACAAGUAGAUGGCACCACUGAAAAUAAAGACUUUAGCCUUCAGAAAGAUAAGAAGUAUAUACGGUAUACAUAUGUUCCUCGUGAGAUCACUGAGCAGCCAGAGGUGCUGCAGCCUGAAGAGCCAGCAUCUUGUGAGUACGUGGAAGCAAACACAGAAACCAUAGAGGAAAGCGGUAGGGAAUGCAGUGGUGGAAAAGAAAGCACAGCUGAGGAUGUCUGUUCACCGGCUGGUUUUCAGCAGGAUCCUCACCCUCAGGAAACUGAUAGUUUAAGCAAUAAGUCAGCCCACUGUCUGCCUGCAGUAAACGAGAUUAAUGAUGAAAGUGAACCUGUCUCAUACCUACAUGACCAGCUGUCAGAACUUUUAAAAGAGUUCCCUUAUGGCAUUGAAACUGUUAGCAGGCAUGAAGUGUCUGUGGACCAAAAAAAGACACACAAAAUCUUAGAAAAUGAAACUGGCGAUAAGACUAGUAACGUGUUUGGGGAUAGCACAGACCAAAUAAAAAUUACAGUGUUAAACUCUGAACAAAUCAAAGAACUGUUUCCCGAAGAGGAUCAGCCCUGUGACUUAGACAAGUUGGCAGAACCUGAGGGGAAAAAUGUUGCAGAAGUGAAGAGCCCAUGUGACUCACAGGUCCCCAGAGAAGAAAGCCAUGACUUUGGAAUGUUGGACCCAGAGAAAGACAAAAUCCAUUGCUGUGCCUUGGGUUGGCUCUCAAUGGUUUAUGAGGGUGUGCCAAAGUGUCAUUGCAGUUCCAAUGAAGAGAAGGGGAAAGACCAGUGUUUGGAUAUGAACAGCUGCAAACAAGGAGAGCAGCCCUGUAAUAAUGGAAUCACUAUUUUUGAAAUUAAUCCUGUUUCUAAUAACCCCAAAACUCCUCUGACCCAAGCAGCUGAGAAAGGCCAUUUUUCUGAAAUGCAUGGUGAUAAGACCAAAGGAUCUAAAACAAAAGACAGCAGAGAGGAACAGCAACAUUUUUCAGCUAAAUGUUACAAAAAAGAUAAAGAUAAUUUAAAAAUGAGACAUGAUAGCUCACUGAAAAUGGAGCAAAAACUAAAAAAUACUUCAUCUGAAUGUGACAGACUAAAUCCCUCAAAAAGCAGUAAAAUAGCAACCCCCGAAAUACUUCAUGUAAAAACUUCCAAUUCUGAUAAAAAUAUGUCAUUUUUUAAACAAGCUUCUCAGGAAAGCCUACAGAGAAAACCCACUUCCCAAGAUUCGAAUCCAGUAAAAGCACCUGUAGAACUUCCUUCAAAUACAGAUCCAUGCAGGAGGAACACCUCAUUGGUACAGUUUGUGUCACCAGAAAAGAAAAAACUAAAAUUCAAAGCAGGUGGCUCCAGACUGAAAUAUUUUGAAAAAAGAAAGACAGACAACAUGAUUAUACCAGAUGUGGAGAUAAAAAAGAAGAAAUAUGAAAAGCAAGAGCAGAACAAAAACGCUGGAGAGACACUCAAAUUGUGCAGUGCUCUGAGGGAAUCCAAUGAAAGAGCCAGUGUUCAAGAGAACGCUAUCCCAAGUCCUGAGUCCUCAGACUCUAAGGGCAGCUCCUUGAAGAGUACUAGAGUUAUAACAGUGCAGGAGUAUUUACAACGGCGGAAAGACAAACAUGUAACUGGGAGUGACGCUUCCGGAAACAUUUGUGUAGAAAAUGUGUUGUGUAACUCUGAACACAUGAAGACCAGCAAGGAUUCUGCAGAAAUAAGCUGGGAAAAGUCAGCUGACGGGCAGAGCAUCCGUGCAGAGACCUCAAAAGAACCAGGACAUAAUUCUACCAUCCAUGGUAAAGCUUUCAAGAUCCACCAUUCUGAAGUGUCUAGAACACACAGUGUGUCAAGUAAUAGUAAAGGGAAGCAGCCUGACAAAAUCUAUAAGGCCCGUACGAGUAAUGAGCACAGCCAGGUGCCUCUUCAGGUAAAGGAACAAAGGAAACAGUACUUGAAUCGAGUUGCAUUUAAAUGCACGGAACGGGAAAGCAUAUGUCUCACAAAGUUGGACAGUGCAUCCAAGAAGCUUAGUACAGAGAAAAAGGAGAGUGAGGCACAUACACUCAAGACAAAAAACAUAGACAAACCUAGUAUGCUAGAGUUUAAAUUAUGUCCAGACGUACUAUUGAAGAACACAAGCUCUGUUGACAAGCAGGAUGAGCCUGAGCCUAAGAAAGAGAAAGCACCUGUGCAAGUUUCAGGAAUAAAAAGUACAAAAGAAGACUGGUUAAAGUGCAUCCCUACAAGGACAAAGAUGCCUGAAUCAAGCCAAGAAAUAGAUAGUGCUGGCUCAAGACUUUCUAAGAGAAGCUUCAGCGCAGAUGAAUUUGAAACACUACAAAACCCAGUAAAAGACUCAAAUGUCAUGUUCCGGACCUACAAAAAGAUGUACCUUGAGAAGAGAAGCAGAAGCCUCGGGAGUAGUCCAGUUAAAUAGUCACAUGAGGGUAGCGGUUUUUGUUUUUACCACCAGGACAUCUCUAGUUUUUGCUUUUAAGGCUCGCUUGCUGAAAAUAACUCAGGACUGCCGUUUGGAUUUCUCAGCUAAGGAAUUCAGUUACAGCUCAUGUUAUAUUUUUCACUGAUAACCGUGUGGAUUAGCUGUUGGUGUGCAGGCAAAAGAAUGAUUGCGUUUGUCUGGGAACUACAAAGUGUGUGAUCUGCGUUAUUGAACUACGUUUACUGUUUUAAGUCUUGCUGGCACUGUGGUGCACACCUGUGACCCUAACAUUUGACGCCUGGAGACAAGGAUCAAGAAUUGAAGGUCAUUCUCAGCAACAUAGUAAGUCCAGUGACCUCUCUAAAAGCAAAGCAACAGCAACCAGAAAGAAUAUGAAGGUGGCUUGCACAAACCUUACUUUUAAAUGCUGUUGUCCCGAGGUAACUUCAUUCACCAAGAACUUGGUUAUUUGACUGAGGCUGUAAAUAGAUUCUUGUUUCUAAGCACAUUAGCAAAAUUUAUUUUUCAGAAAGUGCCCACUGUGAAUGGCAAAGCAUAUUACUAAAUAUUUUGUACCUCAUUGUAAAGGUUUUUUUUUUUUUUUCAGAAAUCUUGUUUUAUACUUUUGUUAAACUGAAUGGAGUUUUUGGAAGAUGUCUUUACUUUACUUUUCAUACUUGAAAUAAACAUUUAUUUUUUAAAGAA
Rattus norvegicus (Norway rat) is the source of this 10699-nucleotide messenger RNA. The record is from RefSeq and is a predicted model, not a curated record. Lineage: Eukaryota; Metazoa; Chordata; Mammalia; Rodentia; Muridae.